AUGCUGUCAGGCAGCCAUGGACUCCGAGGAUGUCCGCUCAGAGUGGCUUGCUGGGCAGCUCAGCAAGAAUAUGCUAACCCUAGAGACAUUAUCAAUCAAAUCGUGAACAACAAACUUCUCGCAUCAAUGGUGAAUUCUUCGGCUGUGGAAGACGCGAUGAUCUCCGGAAGACACGGACGCAGCUGCAGCAGUUACGGGCCAUGCCCUCUUCAGGAACAUCAUGUACCAAUGCUAAUGUCUAACCUCGCUAUAUUGACUAAUACACCUGGUUUCAAAUAG
Messenger RNA from Spodoptera exigua (beet armyworm), 279 nucleotides. The record is from the annotation of a GenBank genome assembly. NCBI's taxonomy places the organism in Eukaryota, Metazoa, Arthropoda, Insecta, Lepidoptera, Noctuidae.